This is a messenger RNA of Ceratina calcarata, 1215 nucleotides long. Its product is annotated as ankyrin repeat domain-containing protein 16. The record is from RefSeq and is a predicted model, not a curated record. Gene Ontology annotation, molecular function: protein binding. NCBI's taxonomy places the organism in Eukaryota, Metazoa, Arthropoda, Insecta, Hymenoptera, Apidae. The transcript has 3 exons. Bases 200 to 1132 code for a protein of 310 amino acids.
AUAAUUACAACUGUGCGCAUUGCACACAAGUAUUUGUUCAUUCUAACUGUGAACUCUUUAGGUGUAGCGUUAGUUGCAUGUGGCAGUUCUUCCGUAACUUGUCAACUAUUCUUUUUUCAACAAACUCAUCUUUGUAAAUAAAACCGUUUUCUUCUUUCAAUCCUAAUGUGUACUGGAUAUUCUUCUAAGAAUUCAGAAUAUGACAGACACCAAUAUGUUUCACGACUUCCUGCAUGCUUGUCAAAAUGGCGAUUUAUCUAGAGUGGAAAUCCUCGUAUCGAAAAACAACAUUCAAGAUUGGACCCCCUUCCGGUACUCCGUUUCCGGUGAUACCGCGUUGCAUGUUGCAGCGCGUGAGGGCCAUUUGAAUAUCAUUCGUUACUUAUGCGAGGCUUUCGAUAAGCCGGACUUCAGAAUCGACGUUGUCAACAAAGACAUGAAAAGGCCGCUGCACGAGGCGGCGCAAUUCGCUCGUAGUGAUGUCCUGAUAUAUUUAAUUAAGAAAGGUGCGACCGUAGAUUGUUUGAAGCGCGCCGAUUGGACGCCACUCAUGCUGGCUUGUACGAAAACCGGAAGUAAGGCCUGCGAAUGCAUCGCCGCGCUCUUGGAGGCGAAAGCAAAUCCCCUUUUACGAAAUAAAGACGGAUGGACACCUUUGCAUAUAGUUUGUCGCUCUGGCGACGAAAAUGCCUUUGAUUUAUUGACUAAUCAAUCCGUUGAUUGUAUAAAUGAUCGAACCAAUAAUGGUCGCAGUGUUAUGCACAUCGCUGCUUUUCAUGGGCACAAGGCUUUAAUCGAUCGUCUUGUAAAACUUAAUGCAAAUAUGUUAAACGCGCGAGAUUCUUCGGGGUCCAUUCCCCUCCAUGAGACCAUUAAAGGAGGCCACUUGAGUCUAGCGAAGCGAUUAAUAGAAUUGGGAGCUGAAAUAGGAGCUGAAGACAAUGUUGGUCAAACUAUUCUGCACGUGGCAGCUUUAGCCGGGGAUGUGGAAGCUGUUAAAUAUAUUUUGGAUAACAAAUUAAUCGAUGUCCAUAGAGAAGCGUUGUUUAAUGUAACGCCUUUAAUUGCAGCUCGAAGAAGCAAUCAGAAAGAUACGAUCGAAUGUCUGAUUCAAUAUGGUGCUGUUAAAUAAAUUGUCUUUGUUUCUGAAUAUUUGAAAUAAAUAAAAUUGUCUACUUGAUUCCUAAAUAAAACAUGACAAAUUUGUUAUUCAGA